GGGGGAGCUGGCUCAGUGUUAUUUCGGCAGUAACACACACAGAGUCGACAGUAUAUGGAUAAGGCUGGUCUCUACCGCCCCUUCACUCGCUUUCUAGGCAGGUCUCUUCACGCCGAUAGUCGCGCAAUCAUCUACGCAUACUCAGAAAAAGACAAAAGGCAUUCAAUGUCAUUGCAUUGUAUGCAUGUCAGACAAACGAAGAAGGGUGCACACAGUAGACAGAUCUACGACAAAUACUGCAGCAUGGCAAGAAAUGGAUUGGACUCAAUACACACGCACGCACACACACACACACACACACACGAGAGAGAGAGAGAGAGAGAGAGACUCACGGCACGGCCUCAAAGCUCCUCUCGCCGAUCAACCGUGUUUCCACCAUUAACAUCGCCUUUGCGCCUCUCAUCAGUAGCAGCGCAAGCAGCCCCACCAUUUUGCUUGGCUCGAAAUUUCCUCAUCCGAAUCUUGGAGGCUUCUCUCUCCCUUGCAAGCUGAUGGCUGUCAAAGCGAGAGCGCCUCCUUCACUGCUGAAGACAGCCCAGCGCGGUGCUUCUGUUGCCGGAAGGUCGCAGCAUGGCUGACGAUUGCUUUCUUGUCGGCCGAUAGAUUGCUGCGCCAUCGCUGUUGCCUCCGUGCUGCGAGCGCUCGCCGUCUUUUUAUCCUCUCGUCGAUAUCGGGUGCUUCGGCGGAAGGACGCCCGUUGGUCGGCAGCGAGGUGGGAAGAUAAUGGGGAACGCCUCUCGCCGCGCACAGCUCCUCAUAUCGUCGUACCACUCCCUCACAGCACUCCCUAACGGAAGCCUCAGUGAGCGACGAUGGGCAGAACAUCUCUGCUGGAUCCGGCCAUAUUCAGCCAGUAGAUGACAUCCGACUUCGAAUUCAUCCGCACGCGGCACCUGUAGUCGUGAAGAAGGCGUUUCCCGAGCGCAUUGAGGCCUCGAACAAAGCGAGCAUCUGCAAACACAUACACACACCCGGCAUCGAAAUCCACCCACCUUACUAGCAUGAGUGCACACGUACCUGCUUGAGCUCUCACUUCGGACGAUGUGCGGCUUCUGUCGUCGUCAGCUUCAUCGGCUGCUGCGCCAGCUUUACACACCGUUCGCUUGGAGCCUUGUCUUCAGCAACUUGACGGCUCUCACUCUCACCAGACCCAGAAGGAGAGCGGCACGCUUCGCUGCUCGCACGUGGAAGCAUGCCCGGUACCCAGUCGUUGCAGCUGCUCUCUGUGGAAGUCGCGUCAUGUGACGCACGCAACAUCUUGAUUUGGGGAGAUCACGAGAGAAAGGAAAAGAAAAAGAUGUCGUGAAAAGUGCUCC
Vitrella brassicaformis is the source of this 1316-nucleotide messenger RNA. Lineage: Eukaryota; Vitrellaceae. The record is from the annotation of a GenBank genome assembly.